AGAAGAAGAAAUAAGAAGUAAACAAAAGGAUUGUAGUUCUCCUUCAGGAUUAUUUUCACUUAUUGCAAACAAACUUUAACUUAACUAAACUUUACAAUGCGAACAAAACAAAACAGCACCUCAGAGUCCCAGAGGAUUAAGGAGGAGGUUGCAAAUCAGGAGCGAAUCACACAGAUUGAGGAGUUUAUUAACGAAGUCCUCAAGGAAGAUCUCCGGCAGCUGGAAAAGUGCAUAGGUCAGUUCAACGAAGAGAUCAUGGAAUACGUGCAGCUAAAGAACACGCUUCAGACAUUCGAAACACAUAUGCCGGAGGGCUAUAAGACACAAGUGAACAUCGGCAGCAAUAUAUUCAUUCAGGCACGUGUCCGAAAGAUGGAUAGCCUCCUUGUCAACGUGGGCAAGGAUGUGUACCUGGAAAUGUCCAUUCCAGAGGCAGAACGCUUCAGUGACACACGUGUCAAAAUCCUGACCAAGCAAUCCGACGUCCUCCGCGAAGAGAGCAUCAAGAAGAGGACCCAAAUCAAAAUGGCUCUGAUAGCAAUUAGUGAAAGAUCUAAACUAAUAGGAGGAACUGAAUCUACGGAUUGAAGUUAUAUUACUAUUAAAAAAGUGAUGUUUUCUUUUAGAACCUUUUCUAGUUACCUAUAUACACUGAAUAAAUAGAUGCCUAAAAGCUUAAAAGCUUUCUAAAACAAAAAUGAAAAACUAUACUAUAAAAUUGUAAAAUAAUGAUAAAAUGUCUUCUAGAUCAUUUGACAUUUCUUACCAAUCAUUUCAUGUAUGCAGGCUUCCAACCAUUCCUAUUCCGUAAUACAUUAUGGCACAACUACA
This is a messenger RNA of Drosophila eugracilis, 831 nucleotides long. It is a transcript of the gene Uxt, whose product is annotated as protein UXT. The coding region runs from base 97 to 588 and encodes 163 amino acids. The transcript has 2 exons. Lineage: Eukaryota; Metazoa; Arthropoda; Insecta; Diptera; Drosophilidae. The record is from RefSeq and is a predicted model, not a curated record.